Molecule: messenger RNA, 2073 nt
Organism: Cuscuta epithymum
Lineage: Eukaryota; Viridiplantae; Streptophyta; Magnoliopsida; Solanales; Convolvulaceae
Source: the annotation of a GenBank genome assembly
CACUCAACCACUUCGGCCAGCACCAAGGAAAAGAGGAGAAAGAGCCCUGCAAACUCAUCCUCCAUAGCCAAGAACCGAGCUCAAGGAGGAGUAGUCCAAAGAAGGUGUUUCAAGAGGAGAAAAGCUAGGAAAAAGUGAGAAAGGUUGAGGAACUUGAUUAAAGUACUUUGGAGCUUCGCCGGAGUUUCGCCGGAGUUGGUCAAAGUUCGCCGGAGUUGGUCAAAGUUUGCCGGAAUUAGUCAAAGUUCAAUCGGGAAGCGUAGAACGCGCUUAAGCUCGCUUAAGUUUCAGGUAGGAGCUGAGCUUGCUACCAGUGCCGUUACUCCGGGAGAAAUUCAAGGAAGGAAGACGUGAAAUGGAGCCAAUCGGAAGGAUCACUAGAAGGAACCCGACGGGCCGUGUACCGGGUGGAUCCGAGCGCGGUAGCCGAGGGUCCUCUAGGGGAUCAAGAAGAAGGGGCCGUGGAGGCCAAACCCAAACCGUGAGCGAUGGCCACGUCGAGACGGAAAGUGAGACCUAUUGGUCUUAUGAAGAUUCAACCUACCGGCCGGAAACGGAGCCGGUUGAGACCCCUUAUGAAGGGGAUGAUGAUGAUGUGAGUGACGAGGAGGAAAAUGGCUCCUUGGCUAGGAUUGAAGCGCUGCUCCAACAAUACCAUCGGGAGCGCGAGGAAAGGAGGGAAAGCCGAAGGCGCCGUGUGGGGCAACCUUCGGGAGGGGCUUCUAGGGGAAGGAGUUUCUGUGAUUCGAGGACCCAUGUGGAAGCACAUGGGAGUCGAGGUGAUGGAGGUCCAACCAUAAGGAUCUCCAAAUACAUCAAAGAGGCGAGGGACUUGGGAUGCAAACCGUUCGAUGGGACGGGAGACAUCUCGGUUGCCGCGCAGUGGAUCAAGAGGCUGAACGAGGCAGCCCUUGACAUGCAACUCACCCCCGAUUUCAAGCUGAGAAUCGCGGUGAGGUUACUUGAAGGUUUGGCAUCCAAGUGGUGGGAUGGAACCAAGGGCAAGUACGGCGGGAAUGUCACUUGGGAGGACUUUCGGCAAGAAUUUUUUGCCCAAUACUACUCUGACUUUGAGGUAAAUGCCAAGGUGAGAGAAUACACUCUUCUGACCCAAGGGGGUAACAUGACGGUGAAAGAACUUGAGCAUAAGUUCAGGGACCUUGCCGACCACAUACCGGAGUAUGCUUGUGAUGAGAACCGAAUGGUGAAUCACUUUUGGGAGGUCUUGGACCUGGAGAUACGUGAUAGGGCGACUCAAUUGCCCAACAUGACUUUCAGCCAAGUGGUUGCCCAGGGGCUGAAGGGAGAAAAACAAUGGGAGGAAAGGAAGAAGAGGGACGCCGAGGAGGCGAAGAAGAGAAAAUGGGAGAACCAUGGCCCCCAAGGUUCCAAUAAGAAGGUGAACCAUGGGGGAGGAGGAUCAUUUAGGGCACCGGCACCGCCAUCUAGGGGAAGCUCAGGCACGGGUGGACAAAACUCGGGCUCGCAAGCCCCAAUGAUGAUUAGAUGCAGGAACUGUAACAGGAACCAUGGGGGUAAGUGUCGUGACCCUCCUCGGUGCUACCAAUGUGGAGAUACGGGGCACAUUAAGCCAAACUGCCCUCAACUUGGUGGGAACCGAGGGGCGGGAUCGAGUGGCGCUACUACGGCAAGUAGGAACCGGAAUGGGGCACCUCAUGCUAGUACGGGGCAAGGGGGAGCGAGCACGAGCAACGCGCCGUCCGUGAAUCAGGGGAGGUCUCAAGCACGGGUCUAUGCGAUGACCGAGGCCGACGCUCGGGCUAAUCCCGACUCCGUUGCAGUUUCAGGUAGGAGCUGAGCUUGCUACCAGUGCCGUUACUCCGGGAGAAAUUCAAGGAAGGAAGACGUGGUUCGUGCUUCCUCCGUUUCUGUUUUAAAACGUUUAAAUCAAUGCUCAUGGAUAUUAUAUUUUUGGAAUAAUCAUUUGGGGCUUGUAUGCCCACGUUUGCCAAAGUGUGGCACGAACACUUGUAAUGAAUGUUUCCGCUGCUUUAAAUGAAUAUUUUACAUUAUGUUUGUUUAUGGAUGUAUUAUGUGUGAAUGAUAUUCCAG